Messenger RNA from Cylicocyclus nassatus, 477 nucleotides. NCBI's taxonomy places the organism in Eukaryota, Metazoa, Nematoda, Chromadorea, Rhabditida, Strongylidae. The record is from the annotation of a GenBank genome assembly.
AUGCAAGCUGGAAUUGUGCGAUUCGAUGUUGAGUUUUCAAGAGCACAUACCCCUUCCCUACCAUGCUGUCGCGACCGAUUCGGGGAGCAGUCGUGUCAGGCACUCAGAGAGACUCACCCGUCUCAAUUCGAGAAGAGGUGUCUGAACGAUCAUGAUUUCCACACGCUAGGUUGCUGUGCAGAAUGCAGGAAAUACAUUGAAAUCAAUAACAUUCAUCCAGACAACUCCCGCUCAUUGUUAAAGGCUCCCAAACUCUGUCGAGACAAGCAUUCUUUGCAGUUUUGCAGGAAGUUCAAAGCAGUUGGUUUGGGCAAGUUCAGUUGCGCGAAUGCGGACUUUGCAGUGAGAGUUUGUCGACACACUUGUGGCUACUGCAACGAUGCUCUCUAUGAUGGAAUGAAGUCCGCUCCCUUAUGCAGUGGCAGCUUCGCUACAAGCCUCGGUCCUAAUUACACAUUCUUGAAAAAUAUGAAUUGA